Trichobilharzia szidati is the source of this 609-nucleotide messenger RNA. Lineage: Eukaryota; Metazoa; Platyhelminthes; Trematoda; Strigeidida; Schistosomatidae. The record is from the annotation of a GenBank genome assembly.
GCUGAAGGCAUGAUGGGUCGAAAUAUGUCCAUGAAACAUGAAAGAUCCAACCAUUUGAAAAAUACACAUUUGAGCCUGAGACCAGGUAGUCUUCUACACUUUUUCGUCUGGAUGAUAAUUGACACAAUGUUGAUGCUUUUAGUGACAUUGACAAUGGUUGUUAUGGUCAACAAAGUGAAAGAACUUUGUUUUUGGAUUAAAGACCACAGCUGGGUGACAAUUGUUUUGAUAUUAAUUGGGACACUUCCAAUUCUUGUUCUCUCAUUACUCAAACUUCUCGGAUAUCGUCGUGAAAUUGAUCAUUUUCUAAUAGGAAUCAGUUUCGUGCUAUGUUCGAUGGGUUUCGCCAGUGUGUUCAAAACUGUUCACUUGUUGACAGCUUUGGCAGCAAGUGGUGCGACGAUCGUGUUGACUGCAGUUGCGCUCAUUAUGGCUCUGUACCUGAGGAAUUCCAAUUUUCUGUUCACCAUUACACUUUUUGCAGUUUUAUGUGCUUCCGUGCUUAUUGGAAUAAUUAUGUACAUUGUUGAAUACGUAUCAGGUAGUACUGAAAAGGUAUUAUUCAAUUGUUCCAUAUUUUUGAAAAUCUCAACUUGAUUUAUUACGUUU